This is a messenger RNA of Manis javanica (Malayan pangolin), 1504 nucleotides long. It is a transcript of the gene TMEM221, whose product is annotated as transmembrane protein 221. NCBI's taxonomy places the organism in Eukaryota, Metazoa, Chordata, Mammalia, Pholidota, Manidae. The record is from RefSeq and is a predicted model, not a curated record.
UCUUUCCCCGGCCCGCCGGGACUGGGAGGCCGGGAGGUGGCGCCCGCAAGGUCCCCGGACGGAAGAGAAAAGACUUUGUCCCCAGUUUUCGCGGAGCUUCAUCGUCCCGGCUGCGACGGGCACCCUGAGCCCCAUAACUUUCACACACAGCCUGCCAUCCCGGAGGCCCUCGGACGCCCCUCCAACUCCCCUACCCCCUAAAAUCUCUUGGACCCCUCGACUGCCUCCCCAGGCCUGCAGGAGCCCCCCCAUGGCCCGGUCGUACGGCGGCCGGGUGCUGGCCGCGAUGAUCCUGCUGGGCAUCCCGGCGGCCGUGCUGGUGGCGCUGGGCGCGCAGCUGCUGUUCCAGCUGCAGGCGGGCCGCGCGGAGCUGCGGGGACCGCGCGCCGACGGGCUGGGCCCAGAGCCGGGCACCGGCCCCGGGCUGCCCACGGAUGCUGCCGGGGCCCUGCUGCCGCUGGCCGCUGUUCUCGCUGCGCUCGCCCCAGUGCUGGGCCUCACUUGCCUGCUGCUCACCGCGCUCUGCGGCCACCUGGGUGCUGAGCUGGCGCGGGGUCCCAGUCCCAGCAGGUCUGACUGGUUUCUCUACGAUGGCCGUCUCCUCAGACACGUGGCCCUCGGUCUCCUCUGCUGUGGGGCCUCCGUCUACUUAGCAGCACUGUCCAUCUACGCCCUGCUGCUCUUUGAAAUUGAGACAGGAGUGGCCGCUGCCUCCAUCCUCGGCUUGGGUGCUCUGGUCCUUGUGGCUGCAUUGACUCACACUCUGCUCCGGGCUUCCCAGGCCACCCGCCAUGGCCUCCAUGAGCUAUCCCCACCGCACUUUGAAGACGACCCUGUCCACCUUGCUGAAGUCUCCAUGUCCAGCCCCAGGGCUCAGUCCCAACAGGGUACCCACCACCAAACCCCCUACUCAUCCUACUCAGAACCUAGGGACCCCUUCAGACCUACUGUUACUGCCACAGCACUUGCAGACCCAGAGGCAGUCUGGGGGAGCAGUCUGACUGCAUCUUGCAUGCACCAGACCCUGCCCACCAGUGGGGAACACUGGGAAGGAGACACCCAUGAGAUGUGUGGCAUGCUGGGCCACAGGCAGGGUGGCUCAGGGAAGGACUCCACCCUGGUGUGAGCCCAGUGAUCAGGGACAGAGACCUGGUGUCAGGCAGCUUGAAAAGGACUCGAGAAUAAGUCCAGGCCUGGCCACAGUAGCAAUACAAUUUGAUUUCUUUCUCAGUUCACAGCAUCCCUGGCUUUUGUCCUCAAGGUUGCCUCAUGGCACAGGAUGGCUGCCAGGGCUCCAGCCUUCACCUCCUCACUCAGAGGGAAAGAUAGAGGCCAGCACUGGCUCAGCAUCUUUUAGAAGUCCUCCUGGGAGGCCUUGGGACCUUUCUGCAUAUACCUUACUGGCCAGAAGAGAGUCACAUGGCCACAUCUUGCUGCAGGGGAGGCUGGGAAAUGUAGCUGUCCAGAUGCCUGAGGCUCUGUUAUGGGCAGGAGGGGAGGGUGG